This is a messenger RNA of Diachasmimorpha longicaudata, 1687 nucleotides long. RefSeq lists its product as uncharacterized. The transcript is spliced from 4 exons. Gene Ontology annotation, cellular component: plasma membrane. Gene Ontology annotation, molecular function: ligand-gated sodium channel activity. The record is from RefSeq and is a predicted model, not a curated record. Gene Ontology annotation, biological process: sodium ion transmembrane transport. Bases 363 to 1640 code for a protein of 425 amino acids. NCBI's taxonomy places the organism in Eukaryota, Metazoa, Arthropoda, Insecta, Hymenoptera, Braconidae.
CCUCAUCUCUCGAAGUCCACCAAAAAUCGAAUUAACAUAUUGACUAAUAAAAACUGCACAAUGAAAUGAAAAUUUCCACCAUAAUUCUACUAUUCUAUCGACUUUAAAACCCUUUCACGGAAAUCGUGUUCAGCUACAUUAAUUUUUCAAGAUAUUCAAUGAUGUCCUGAUAAUUAUCAGUCACUUUCAUGUGCCUUCACGAAUUAUGAAUAAUUGACAUUUAUUGAUUGGAGAGGCAAGGAUUGAUGAAGGGGAGAACGAGUUGAAAGAGAAAAUGAGCAACUGCUCAGGUAAAUUCAUGUGGAGCUCUACACUUGGGGCAUUCGUUCAAUACUUCAGAAAUUAAUUAAUUGAAUAUUGAAAUGGAGAGGAAGCCCAAAAGAAAGCCGAGGAAAUUAUUUCUGUGGAGUUUACUGAAACAGUACUUAUUGAAUUCAAACAUCCACGGGUUCAAGUACAUCGUUGAGCCAGACAGGCACUGGACUGAGCGAUUGUUCUGGAUAAUAGCUUGUGGUGUGAGUUGUUGGGCCUGUGGAUUAAUGGUCAUCAGCACAAUUCAAUUUGCAACCGGGCGAGAUGUCUCGAUUACAAUGGCAACGGAUUAUUUGAAGUACGAGGCUCAAGUCCCGGCUCUGCAUUUCUGCGUGGAGACCACUGACAAAGUUAAAGAUUAUAUACUCUCAAGAGGUCUAGAUAAAAAUUUAAUGGACUAUCCGACACUUGGAUUGAAAUCAAAGAACUUUCCCUCUGAAGAGGAACUUGCAGAAAUAUUAAGAUUGAUACAGCCAACCUGUGAAGAUUUACUCGCACAGUGUCUGUGGAAUGGCGAAGAGAUUAAUUGCUGCGAACUCUUUUUCCCUCUACAAACCAAUGGUGGAUUGUGUUUAUCGGCGAACUCCGUGCAGUCCAUCAAACCCAAUAAUACUACCGGACUGGAGCUAUUUAUAAAUCACAGGAAACAAGAAGGAAGAUUGACACUUUUCAUAAAAAAAAGGAAGAGACUUCCAUAUGCUUAUCUGAUGAAUCGCUACGAGUACCCAACAGCGGAAAUAAGUAUGGAUAGAAAAUUAGAUCUAAAGAUGAAACACCUCAUAGUGGUCGAUGUAACCGCUGUCCCAACGCUCAAUAAACCGGAAGUCAUCGACAUGCCAAUGUCAAUGCGAAAAUGUCGCAUGUCUUCAGAGAACGCCGACAAUAUUUACUUAAAGUGGUAUAAUUAUGACGGCUGUCUGAUGGAGCAGCAAAUGCGCAAUAUGCUGAAACUGUACGGCUGCUUAAGCCACACAUUCCCUAGGGCUCCAACAAUGGAACUGUGCAAUGCGACGCAAUUGGAUGGGGCACAUCUCUGGACGAAGGGAAUCAAAACUGUAGACGAAACGAAGUGCCUGCCCGAUUGCGAGGGCAUUGUGUAUGACUUUAGUCUGAAUAAAUACGAGUCUCCGAAUUUACCGACAUGGGCGCCAUUGCAGAUUGAGGUUAAUAUGUUGACGGGACCCAGCAUCCAGUACGAGAGAUAUGCAACCCGGUCUCUUCUGCAAGUUAUCAUAUCAGUAGGAAGUGUCGUCGGUUUAUUUAUGGGAGCAAGUCUCCUGAGCAUCAUAGAACUCCUCUACUGGCUCAUCAUACGCACAAAUCCAUAAUUACAUAAACAUCAAUCACCCAGUGACACCUGAAUACCCAUCAUGAG